AUGACAUCAUUGGAGAAACAACUGAAUAAUCUGCGUACAGCAGUUAGUGGACAACUUGGAGUGGAACGACCACAUGUAUCAUUGCUUUUUGAUAAGAAAGAAGCGAGCUCAUUAUAUGUGGAAAAUGCAUUACAAAUCGGGCGUGUCGGACUAGCAGGACUACGAAAAGUUGAUCCGAAAAUUGCCCUCAAAGAAGAGGACCUAUUUGACGAUGGAGCGGUUAACGUGCAACGUUUACUUCUGACAAAAGAAGAGAAUAUGGUGCUUGACGAGAAACUUGAAAGAAUGAUCAUACAGCUUUCUGCUUACUUGCAUCAUCUAUCAGCUAAGCAGAUCCUGGAGUGGUUGAUAUUUCAAUUUCAUGUGCAAAGUUUCAAUGCCGAAACAUUAUUUAUUGCUUUCUUACCAUAUCACAAUUCGAAUAUCUUUGGGCGAUUGCUGUCAAUACUCGAUUUAAAAGGAUUGGAAUAUGACUGGAUUAAGGGUUAUGCCAGUUCAGAAGCACCUAUUCCAAUGACAAAAUUAGUCGUCAUUUGUACUUCAAGAAAUCACUCAUUGCUCAGUCUUAUACAUAACCAUAUUGAGCGUGUCAGAGAGCUAUUCAAUGCGAAGUUUGUUGAAACUAAAUUGCCACAUUUAUUCACUUUUUAUGCUUCAAUCUGUGUACAUCUUUUGGCAAAAUCCGAUGUAACGGAUGCUUUAGUUUCGAAAAUGUUGCCUUUCCUAGCCAGAGGCUUAACGUCAGAUUUAGUUUCUCUGCGGUUGGCAUGUCUUACUGUAAUAUGCCAGCUUUGCACAAAUGUAAAAUUGGUCUCCAACAAGCUUGAUCCAAUGAUUAAACUUAUCUUACUAAAAAUGGACAAUUAUACGAUGAAGGAAUCAAUUGACACUUUGGUAGUCAUUUAUCAGCGUCAAGAAAUAACUACUUUCCCACUGACAUUGAAGACCGCUUUAAAAAUUGCCAAAAAGGAUGGAUCCCUACAUAUUUCAGAAUACAUAAAUUCCUUAUUUUCUAUUACGGAUAUGCGGAAAUUUAUUGGAGCAUUUGCACAUACUUUUAUUCCAUUGCUUUCAGAAUGUGAUAAGGAAGAAAAAGUGAUAGAAUUGUGCAAUUUCUGCAUCAAUUGCUUGGAUUUAACCGCACUGAACGAUUGCAUGUCCGAAAUAAUCCUGAGUUUGGUAUUGGAAUUACUAUCAGAAGUGAAUAAUGCUGAGAAAAUUUCGGAUACUUUUUACAAGCAUAUACGUGCUUUGGUAUUUAGAUUUCCGAAUGCUUUUGCAACAGUCAGCUCGGAGUGGAAAGUGCGCGAUCAGAGCGUUUAUAAUAUGUUGCUGAAAGCCUGUAAAUUUGAACAGUAUGAGAUAAAAGCAUUCGAAGUGGUUCCAAUAGAAAAAAAGCGACGUCGACGUCGUAGCAGCAAUAAAAGUAGUACAGGUGAAGAAAGUAGUCAAUCUUCAUCUCAUAUUUCCAAACCUGCAUUGAAAAGAAAACGGCCAGAAGAAAUUAAGCAAGAGCAAUUGAAUUCAGUUCGUGAACCGCCCAAAAUCAUAUUCAAAGGUGAUCCAGUAGAUAAAUUGAUUGAUAUAAUUAAAGCCGAAGACUGGCCUCUUGCUGAAGCAGGUCUAGAGAAAUUAACUACUCCUUCUUACUUGAGAAACCGGAUAUCGUCUGACUUUGAAAUUUUUUUCUCAAAAAUGGUCGCUAUUGUACUAGCAGAAGGAGCGCGCCUGAAAACUGCAAUAAAAAGGCUUUAUCACAAGUAA
Brugia pahangi is the source of this 1764-nucleotide messenger RNA. The record is from the annotation of a GenBank genome assembly. NCBI's taxonomy places the organism in Eukaryota, Metazoa, Nematoda, Chromadorea, Rhabditida, Onchocercidae.